AUGGAUUUCUCCAGCCCAGAAAACUACAAGAGAAAAUUGGGAAGCGGCUCAGGCAGGUGCCUCGCUGGUUCGGGCACAAUCCCAUUUGGAAAAGUCGGUUACCGCAGCCAAGCUCAAUACAAAUCGAUUGGGGGAAGUGGAUUUUCUGGUCUGGGCAGCCCAUUGAGAGGGACACCCGCAGGCGCCGCUCGGGCCCUGAACCUCCCGGGCGCGUUGGGUUGCCGGCUCCUCACCGCCCUCGCUCAAACGGCCCCCGGGGAGGCGGAGCGGGGUCGGGAGGCGCCGGAGCCACUUCGACGAAGCGCGGGACUUGUCCGCUUGCUCCGCGGACGGAGCCUCGAGGGACGGCGGGACGGACGGCGGGAUCCGAGGCAUCCCGAUUCCGGCAGAGGGCAGCUCCGGGGCUGCGCUCCAGCAGGGCAGAGCAGGGCGAGGGAUCCCGGCUGCCUCCGGGGGACGGCAACUCCCCGCCCUUCCCGUUCGCCGGGGCCGUCGGAGCUGAAGCGGCGGGCGGGAGGCUCGUCCCACGUGUGCGGCCGCAGCUGGAGGACGAGGCUGGACGGCGGAGGCCGAGGGGCAGGCGCCGCGACGUGGCAGGGAGAACGCCCGGCUGGGCGGCCUAGCCGCGGCCCCGCCGUCUCUCUCCACUUGCCCGCCGCCGCCGCCCAGCGCAUCCCACGAGCCGGGUCGCCUGCCGCCCCCGCCGCCCGCUUCCAGGGCCGGCCCGACGGCUGCGGCGCUCCGACCCACCUGCGCUGCGCGGCCGCCAUGCGGCUCUCGUCCGGCCCGGUGGCGGCGGCGGCGGCGCUGCUCCUGAUCGCCGCGCUGCUGCCGGCCUCCCAUCCCCGCCAGGCCCUCGCCCGCCGCCCGCCGGCCCCGCCACCCGCCGCCCCGCGACGGCUGAGCGGGCGCGAGCUUCAGCACGAGGUGCUGGCGCUCCUGGGCCUCCCCGGCGGACCCCGCCGCCCGCCGCCCUCGCCCCGCAAGACGCGCCCGCGCCGUCCCGCCCCGCCGCCCGCCGCCGCGCCGCUCUUCAUGCUGGGCCUCUACCGCGCCCUGGCCCGCCAGGACGACGCCGAGGAGGGCCCCGCGCCGAGCCGGACCGCCGACGGCGCGGACACCGUCAUGAGCUUCGUCAACCUGGUGGAGCUGGACAGAGGCAUUUUCCAGAAGAGGCCUUACUGGAAAGAAUUCAGGUUCGACUUAACUCAGAUCCCAACAGGGGAGACUGUCAUGGCGGCGGAAUUCCGAAUCUACAAGAUGAAAAGUUACACCUGCCAUGUUAAUCAGACCCUUCACAUCAGCAUUUACGAGGUCAUCCAGGAGCACCCAAACAGGGAAUCUGAGCUCAUGUUCUUAGACCUUCAGGAAUUUCUGGCUGGCCUGGACGGAUGGCUGACCUUCGAUGUCACAGCUGCUAGCAACCACUGGUUGUUGAACCGGAAGUACAAUUUGGGGUUGAGGCUUUACGUGGAGACAGAGGAUGGAGAGAGUGUGGACCCCGGAAUGGCCGGCCUCUUGGGUCGCCACGGACCACGUUCCAAGCAGCCCUUCGUGGUGACCUUUUUUCAGGAGAGUGAAAACCAGGUCAGGCUCCCUCGAGCAGCCAAGCAGGCCAAACGACGGCCCAAGAAGACCUACAGCUUCCCACACUCCCACAGGCUCCCAGGACUUUUGGAUGAUGUCUAUGUCUCUGAGCAUAGCCAGGUCUGCAGAAGGCACGAGCUGAACGUCAAGUUUCAAGAUUUUGAUUGGCUGGACUGGGUGAUCGCCCCGCAGAGUUAUCCCGCCUUCUACUGCGAUGGAGAGUGUGUUUUUCCCCUGAAUUCCUCCAUGAAUGCCACCAACCAUGCCAUUGUCCAGUCGCUGGUCCACCUGAUGAAGCCCGAAGCCGUUCCCAGGGCCUGCUGUGCCCCCACCAAGCUCAGCGCCAUCUUUGUCCUCUUUUAUGACAGCAACAACAACGUGAUCCUCAGGAAGAAGCGGAACAUGGUGGUGAAGUCCUGCGGCUGCCACUAAGGCUGCGGCCGACCCAGGGCCUUUCUGGGGGAGCAGGGUUGCUGCCUGCUUCCGAAAAGACAGCAGGGAAGGGGCCUCCACUGCCCCCUGGACUGGGACGGAGG
Pseudonaja textilis is the source of this 2123-nucleotide messenger RNA. NCBI's taxonomy places the organism in Eukaryota, Metazoa, Chordata, Lepidosauria, Squamata, Elapidae. The record is from RefSeq and is a predicted model, not a curated record.